Molecule: messenger RNA, 744 nt
Organism: Clupea harengus (Atlantic herring)
Lineage: Eukaryota; Metazoa; Chordata; Actinopteri; Clupeiformes; Clupeidae
Source: RefSeq, a predicted model, not a curated record
GCCAUGGCAACUUCAUAUGGAAUGUUUACUUGCAUUCUGAGACAAAGUAGAAUCUUCAGUGAUUUCCAUAGAGCUGCUCAGUUUAAUUUGAGUUUUCAAAGAGGAUAGUUGUGAAAUAUGAAGCUGUGUAAUCUUUUUAGCUGCUGCCUACCAAUGCCCAAUGAGGAGUCGGAGGGCAAGACAUUGAGGUCAGAGGUGGAGGCAGAGAGAAAGAGAAAAAAGCAGAGGAUUGAGAAAGCAAGCAAGACCCUAAGCAAGAAAAAGUUGAGGAAGGAGGCCAAGCGCCAGAAGGAGAUGGCCGACAGGAAGAGAAAUGAGGUUGAAGAAACAAGGUUGAAGAACCUUGUGAUGGCCAUCCCUGAGGUGCAGAGUGCCGAGAUAGUAAUGAAGGAUAUGUCUCUGGAUGAGGGGAAGGAGAGAAGUGGAGAGAUGCCCAUCCACCAUGCUAAGAUGGCUAACGCUAGCACAGAUGCUAGUGAAGCAGUUGUGGUGGUGUCUCUGGAGAUGGCAAAUUCCAGCGCAGAUGCUAGUCCACUGGUUGAGUUCAGCAAAGAGGACUGCAACCAAAACCAGUCAUCUCUUGGCAAUGGGACACCUCAGCUGGCCGACGGGGACGGGAGGAGCCCAUCUCACCAGCUCGGUGAUGGAGACAGAGUGAGGCCUGUGUUUCGUCCAAGACUGGAACAAAUAUCAGCCGCGAGUGCGCAGCAAUGCCCAGCAGACCCUGCAGCAUGGGAGAUUUGA